Molecule: messenger RNA, 225 nt
Organism: Insectozyma verbasci
Lineage: Eukaryota; Fungi; Ascomycota; Pichiomycetes; Serinales; Debaryomycetaceae
Source: the annotation of a GenBank genome assembly
AUGGCAUCAUCUCCUCAAAGAGAAGCUUUUCAAGUUCCAGCAUCUAUAAGUGCUGCUGCUAUAGGUCAAGUGACUACUAAAUCAUUAGGGGUUAAGUAUAAUUGUGCUCAAUGUGCUGCUUCAUUUAGUCUUGGUAAAAAUGAUGCUAUUAGAUGUAAAGAAUGUGGUCAUAGAGUUAUAUAUAAAGCUAGAACAAGAAGAAUGGUCCAAUUUGAAGCUAGAUAA